Anopheles merus is the source of this 2227-nucleotide messenger RNA. It is a transcript of the gene Npl4, whose product is annotated as nuclear protein localization protein 4 homolog. The coding region runs from base 198 to 2150 and encodes 650 amino acids. The record is from RefSeq and is a predicted model, not a curated record. Lineage: Eukaryota; Metazoa; Arthropoda; Insecta; Diptera; Culicidae. Gene Ontology annotation, molecular function: ubiquitin protein ligase binding; ubiquitin binding. Gene Ontology annotation, cellular component: nucleus. Gene Ontology annotation, biological process: ubiquitin-dependent protein catabolic process. The transcript has 10 exons.
CGCUUGUCAACCAACACAACCACCAAUAAGAAGAAAACGCAGCAGCUGUCAAAAAAAGAACAACAACGUAAUCUUCCCUUGCAAAAAGCGAAUUUUGAAGCCAAAUUUCUGUCCGAAAGCGUCGCAUCCGCACCUGGAACCGGAAAGUUUUCUCUGAAACGAUUACACCGCUUACCGCAGCCGGCAAAGGACACACAAUGUCCAAAACGAGCAAGUUUGUGCUGCGAAUCCAAUCAGCUGACGGUACAAAGCGCAUCGAAACAGAGCCCUCAAGCACGACGAAAACGCUGUACGAGCUCGUGCGGGAAGUCUGUGGGUUCAAUCACUACGAAUUUGCGCUUUUCCGCGAGAGAAACUUCACAAAGGAGGUUGUUUCCAGCGGCUCGCAAGAAGUGAAAGAUGUUGGUCUAAAACAUGGUGAUAUUUUAUAUUUACGUCUAGUAGAGGGCCCGUCUACAUCGAAGGCCGCGGAACGAAGUGCAUCCGUUAACUCGUUAGCUUCAAGCCACAGUUCCACGUUCAGUAAUGCUUCAUUCAGCCGAGAGGCUACACCGUCAACCAGCUCGAAACCAUCCACAUCGGCAGCGGCAGCAGCAGCAGCAGUUGCCACAGAGUCGUCUACCAUCCCGCCGGAGGAUGCAGUCGACCUGGAGCUGUACAAGCAGGACGGACGUAUCAAGCGUGAUCGUGAUGAAAAGCUCUGCCGCCACAAUUCGAACGGUCGCUGCGUGCACUGCUCGGCGCUGGAACCGUGGGAUGAAAACUACCUCAAGGAGCAGAAGAUAAAGCACUUCAGCUUUCACUCCUACCUGAAGAAGCUAACGUCCGGGGCCGCCCGCGGCAAGUUUGUCGCGCUCGAGGACCUCAACUGCAAGAUCAGGUCCGGCUGCCGGGACCAUCCGCCGUGGCCGAAGGGCAUCUGCUCCAAGUGUCAACCGUCGGCGAUCACGCUUAAUCGGCAGCCGUACCGGCACGUCGACAACGUGAUGUUCGAAAACACGGGCAUCGUCGAGCGGUUCCUCAACUACUGGCGAACGACCGGGCACCAGAGAAUCGGGUUCCUGUUCGGCAAGUACGAGAUCCAUCCGGACGUGCCGCUCGGCAUCAGGGCACGGGUGGCCGCGAUCUACGAGCCGCCGCAGGAAAGCAACCGCGACUCGAUACGCCUGCUGGACGAUCCGCACGAUGCGGACGUGGACGAGCUGGCCCGCCAGCUCGGGCUGCAGCGUGUGGGGUGGAUCUUUACCGACUUGCUGAGCGAAAAUCUGGCCAGUGGGACGGUGAAGCAUGUGCGCAACAUCAAGACACACUUUCUGACCGCGCAGGAGUGCAUACUGGCGGGGCAUUUGCAGAACAAAUACCCGAACCGCUGCAAGGACUCGUCGAACGGGUACUUUGGCUCGAAGUUUGUGACCGUGUGCGUGACGGGCGAUGAGAAGAAGCAAGUGCACAUGGAAGGAUAUGCCGUAUCGGCACAGUGUAUGGCGCUGGUGCGAGACAACUGUCUCAUUCCUACGAAGGAUGCUCCUGAGCUGGGAUACAUUCGUGAGUCGUCCGACAAGCAGUACGUGCCGGACGUUUACUACAAGGAAAAGGAUGUCUAUGGCAAUGAGGUGCAACGCUUGGGUCGGCCACUGCCGGUCGAGUAUCUGCUGGUCGAUGUGCCGGCCUCGACACCGCUCGUGCCGCUGUACACAUUCCUGGAGCGGAAGGACGCCAAGCAGUACUUCCCGGUCGAGAACAGAAUGAUCGACGGUCACAUACAGGAUUUUGCGGCCCUCGCCAACUACCUGGCUAAAUCGCGCUCGUUGCCCUUCCUGGACGCCGUGUCCGAUUUUCAUCUGCUGUUUUAUCUGUACCGUAUGGAGGACAUGCUGCCGAUGAAGUCCCAGCUGGGACCGCUGCUGGAAGCGGUACGCGACAAGGAUAAGGCGAAGGCCAACGAAUGGAAAACGCGGGAAGUGUGGAAAACGCUCGAAGAGCUCAUCGAGGCCAGCUCGAACCAUGAUGACUCCAGCAUGAGCAAUGACGUAGAGUUUGUGCCGAGCGGCGAUGCGGAACAGAACUGGAUCUGUACGUUCUGCACGUUCAUCAACAGCCGGGAGCUGCCCGCAUGCGAGAUUUGCAAUCUGCCCAGAUCCAGACAAUGAAAAGCUUAGCUUAGGUUUGAGCGAAUCGCAUUGCCGCCAGCACGGGCGAAUGCAACGAUUGGACAUCAUUGCUAAUU